Molecule: messenger RNA, 615 nt
Organism: Meloidogyne enterolobii
Lineage: Eukaryota; Metazoa; Nematoda; Chromadorea; Rhabditida; Meloidogynidae
Source: the annotation of a GenBank genome assembly
AUGGAAGCAAAAAUAAAACAAGAAAAUAAACAAAAACAAAAGAAGGAGCAACAGAGAAAAUUGAAAGAACUAAAGAAGGAAUCUGAAAAUUAUAACCAAGCUUAUUCUGAAGAAGCUCAACUAGAAGAAUUUAAUUCAGAAAAUUUUAAUAAACAAACAGAUAAAGAAAUUUUCUAUGAAUAUAUAGAGAUGAUUUUGUGGGAAAUAAAAGAAUUUCAUGAUGAGCCUUCUCUAGAAAAUUAUGUUGAUAUAGAUAAAAGUAUAAUAGAAUUUCUUGGUAAUGGUUACAAAUAUAAAUAUUUUGAUGGAAAUGGAGAACAAUUUAAAUUAACCCUUAAAUGGCGCUUUGAUAAAAAUAAAUUUAAUGAAAUUAGACUACCUUUUAGUUCAAUAAUUACGGAAAAACGGGCAAUAAAAUUAAAAUUCAAUAAAAUAUUUGAUGAAUUUGUUAAUAAAGUUUUAUAUUUUUAUAAAGCUACAUUUGAAGUUUUGAUAAAGCUUGUUAAAAAUAAUUUUGAAAAAGCUUUGGCAAUUGUUUUAGACAAACAUCAUGUCCCAGAAAAAAUUAUUUCUGUUGAUGAGAUAUUAGGUUUGCCUUUAAUAAUUACACUAUAA